Molecule: messenger RNA, 1398 nt
Organism: Pseudovirgaria hyperparasitica
Lineage: Eukaryota; Fungi; Ascomycota; Dothideomycetes; Acrospermales; Acrospermaceae
Product: RNA-binding domain-containing protein
Exons: 6
Coding region: 276-1247 (323 amino acids)
Biological process (GO): mRNA export from nucleus
Cellular component (GO): nucleus
Molecular function (GO): mRNA binding
Source: RefSeq, a predicted model, not a curated record
GUUGGGCAGCGAAACUAGCACGACUUUCUGACAGGCUGACAGCGCUCUGUUGGUCGACAUUCCGUGUGCGUUCACUCUCAUCAUUCUGUGCAACACCUCGUUGUCUCAUCCCACGACCGCGCUGCAUAUCGAGUGCUCUCAAUUGACGGUCUAUUCGACCUGCGCCAUCGUCCUCUCCAUUCGCACUCUCCAACCUUGAAGCAGUCUCAGCUCCCUUGUUGGACCUUCUUGUUUCAUACAGCUUUCCCUAACCUUUGCUUCCCUCGUAUUCCAAGAUGGAUCGUAGCCUCGACGACAUCGUCUCCGGUAGACAGAACAACAACCGAAGCCGUAACCGCCGUGGAAACUUUCCUCGAGAUGGCGUAAAAAAGCCCUCUCAAAGAGACUAUCCAAGAAAUCUAGACCAAGAUUGGGUCCACGACAAGUACGAAGAUGAUGACUGUCAGUCGAAUAUGCGCGCACCCUUCCUAUGGCCGACUCUAACACAUCCAGCACGCGACAAUCACCGCUCCCGACCAGAACGACGACAGAACGACCGCGGAGAACUAUUCGAGAAUAGUUUCAAGCUCAAGGUCGAGAACCUUCACUACGAAAUAUCAGAAGAAGACUUGAAGGAACUUUUCAGCCGCAUCGGUCGUGUCCGCGAAGCCACACUGGUGUACGAUCGUCAAGACCGCAGUCGAGGACUUGGAUUCGUCACUUACACCAACGCCAACGAUGCGAUUGCCGCGAUGAACGAGUACAACGGUCAAAAGGCCUACGGACAGACAAUCUAUCUGACGAUGCUACCAAGCACGAGUGCAAGGCCUGCAGCAGCUCGCAAUGCUCCAUCUCGGAGCUUGUUCGAUCGCAUCGAGCGCCCUCUGGAAAGCAGAAUACGUCGCGAUGACAGAUCGGUCAGUCCUAUCCGACACAGCGACGUCAGUGGACCUGCGCCUGGAAACAUCGAUCGCUACGUGCCUGGAGGUGGCAGAAACGGAGGUGACCGACGUCGUUCGCCCCCACGUCGUGGAGUCGCAGACCGUGGUGGCCGCAGGCCUGGGGCGCGGAGAGAUGAUAGCAAUCGAAGGACGGACGGCGGUGCUGCUACCAGGCAAGGCCGACCGAGGAAGACACAGGAGCAGCUUGAUGCCGAGAUGGAAGAUUACUGGGGCUCAAAAGGCGAGACCGAGCCGGUCACCAAUGGUUCCGCUCCUGCCAAUGGUGGGGCUGCACCUGCCACCGACGACAUUGACAUGAUUGAGUAAACCUGGGACUGAGUCUGCGAAAUCUGACGACACUGUUGGCAAGCUGGGUAUGGUCUACAGAGCGCCGAAGAUUUGGUUGGUGUUUUGCGUAUUUUGCAAUGUAUGCUACGUCUAGGCGAAGGUAUGACGGUCCAUACCAGCGACUAAAAUU